Paecilomyces variotii is the source of this 1197-nucleotide messenger RNA. RefSeq lists its product as hypothetical. The record is from RefSeq and is a predicted model, not a curated record. The transcript has 2 exons. The coding region runs from base 147 to 1058 and encodes 303 amino acids. Lineage: Eukaryota; Fungi; Ascomycota; Eurotiomycetes; Eurotiales; Thermoascaceae.
CAGCAGUAGUACGAGAGUAGGUCAAGGGUUGAUAAUAAUAAAUAUCUCAGAUGUGCAGGUAAGAGACCCGAUACUAACAACUACGCCCCCAUCUUCCUGUCAUCAAGUCACAUACGGUGCUGCGUUGGAAGAACGGCAUCACAAAUAUGGAUCGAUUCGUAGAGCGCCCAUCUGAACGACGGAUCGCUUUAAGACUAUUGUCCUCGCAGCGCCGCACUGCAUGGUCAGACGAAGAUUGGUCGGGUAUUACCGAUCCCAAAACACGCCGCAGGCUUCAAAAUCGCAUAAACCAGAGGGCUCGACGUCUACAAAAUACAAAACCGCAAGCCCAUUCGAGGGACAGAAAAAAUAAAGAGUGCCACGAUUCUCCUUCCAAUGAACAGCAUGAGUCAACCACACUUGCGAUUGCUCCUGCAAAUAACGACCAAACAACACCUAAUACCAUUACUGACCCCGCCCCUCUCGAGGAGAUCAAGGAUGUAUGCAUACUGGAAUCUGAUUCCCCGCCAGCAACAAGAAGAAUGGCCAGAUUAGAAAGAAUGGCUCUUCAAUACUACACGAUGGGCUCCCUGCGAACCGAUCUCCUACUGAACCUGAUUCAACUCAAUUUCACCAGAGCCCUGAUUGAAAAUCGAAGAAUCCUCGGCCUGAACUCCGAUCAGCUCCAUGACGAUGCCAUCUCACCUUUCAACACUGCUGGUCCAUGGCAAGAUGACUCUCUCUCUACCCUUCCAACAAGUCUCCAACCGACUGCAAUCCAGCGCUCUAUCCCCCAUCACCCCUGGUCGGACCUACUCCCUGUUCCCCAAAUGAGAGAUAAUCUGAUCCUUGCUGGAGAAUUCGAGGAAGAGAUACAACUUUGUCUGGAUAUGAAGGGAAAUGGAAGCACGCGAUCAGGCAUCAUUGUUUGGGGUGAUCCUUGGGAUCCGGCCGGGUGGGAGGUGACGGAGUCUUUUGCUCGCUCUUGGGGCUGGGUUCUUAGGAGUUGUUAUGAUUUGGCUUAUUCUACGAAUCGGUGGCGGGCGAAACGGAAUGAAAAACCGCUAUUUCGUAUGUGAUUUGAUUCAGGCGGUUUAUUUUAAAUAACAUUAGAUAGAAUGUCUUGCUAUCCAGCCCGUGCGGGUGAUUAUCCGUGGUCAACAUCCGUCAUAUCCAGGGAAACAAGUCAUGACUUGUUUCUUAACUCUUCCGAACUAU